Molecule: messenger RNA, 2024 nt
Organism: Catharus ustulatus (Swainson's thrush)
Lineage: Eukaryota; Metazoa; Chordata; Aves; Passeriformes; Turdidae
Gene: TAFA3
Product: TAFA chemokine like family member 3
Exons: 4
Coding region: 352-756 (134 amino acids)
Molecular function (GO): receptor ligand activity
Source: RefSeq, a predicted model, not a curated record
AUGUGCUGAUGUCUGCUCCUUGCAAAGACCUGACCCACCUGAGGCUGGCAGAUGCACAGAUGGGAGCGUGAAUCCCCAGCAAAAGGUAACCAUCACUCACCACUACCACUGCUGGUGGGAUCUUUCUGUCCUGCUGAGAUGGCCUGUGCUGCUGCUGAAGUCUGAGGUCAUCUGAGGGUGGUGGGUGAAUCACAUCAUCUCCCAGGGCCAUGUCCCACAGCCAGGACACCCCAGUCCUCACAACGGUCAGGAGUCAUACCACUGCGUGCAGGAGCAUUGGUGAGUGGAUCUGCACCUCCCAGCCCUCCUCAGUCCCUCUUCCUCCACAUAUCUCUUCUUCUUUUUGGUAGAAUGAGUGAGAGAGAUAUACAGAGCCUGAGCAAAUGGGUUUUGGUGCUCAGUCUCUGCCUUACCACGCUGUGGGGACGACUGACGCUGGCCUCCAUGCAUCAUCACAGAAGCCACUCAGUGCACGUGGAGCCCGGCACGUGCGAAGUGAUCGCCGCUCACCGGUGCUGCAAUAGGAACAAGAUCGAGGAGCGCUCGCAGACGGUGAAAUGCUCCUGUUUCCCGGGACAGGUGGCAGGGACAACACGGGCAGCUCCCUCCUGCGUGGACGCCUCCAUCGUGCUGCAGAAGUGGUGGUGCCAGAUGGAGCCGUGUCUCCAAGGGGAGGAAUGCAAAGUGCUGCCUGACCUCUCGGGAUGGAGCUGCAGCAGUGGCAACAAAGUGAAGACGACCAAGGUCACUCGAUAGCCUCUGUGCAGCGUGGCCCUGGCUGACCAGCCUUGGCGUGGGUCCUGGUGCUCCCGUGAGCAGCAGGAUGUGCCCAGUGCCUGCAGAGCUGGGAUGCUCCAGGGCUACCAUCCUGCACCCAUCAGCAGGACUGUGACAGCUGCUGGACCGGAGCAUCCGCUGAGCCCAGCUGCCGUGGAGCUGCAGGCAGGGACCCCAGUGCAGCUGCCAGAAUCCCCUCACUCCACAGUUUCCUCCUUUUCUGUGGACACCAACCAAGAAAUGGGCUCGUUCUCCAAGCCUCCUACAUAAAAUACUCCCACUAUGUAAGAGCUGUUGACAAUACAGAGACAGACAGGCAGCAGGCCUCCAAAAGGUUCUUUAAUCUGAAUAGCUGAAAUCAUUGCUGUGAGUUGCCUUUCCCUGAAUCCAAGUUGCAGUCAGGAAUCAGGAAGUCAAUGGCUUUGUGAAAUCUUUCCCCAUGUGGCUCCUGGCCCUGGGGUUCCUCGGAGCAGCUGCUGAGCUCCAGCCUGAUCCUGAGUCACUGGGGGCUGCUCAGCCCUCGGAGCACUGAGCUUUCCCUGCCCCGCUGCCUUCCUGCCAUGCACAUGCAGCAGAUGUGGUCAGAGGGUGUCUGACACACUGUUGGCCCCCAGGGACGGUGAGAUGUCUCCAUGGCGCAUGCUGCUGGUUGCUCCUUCCUCGGUAAUUGCAUUAAUAAGGUUGCAAAUUUAAUGUUUUCCACCAUGCAAGUCCCAGGCACUGAGUUUCUGCUUGUGUUUGCAAUUGAAUUUCAGAGUUGUGUGAGGGGAUCUCUCUCUCUGCAACUCUGGGGUGUCUGGGGCAUGCAGGUGCCCAGACAGAGCCUCAGACUGAGCCACAUUUUGUUGCAGUAAUCCAAAAUAAAGAAAAAUGUACCACCUCCUGGCCCUGAGCUCAUGACCUUCUCCAGGACAUGCCAUUUCCUGAGGUGCAGCAGCUCAGGGUGGGAAGGAUGUGAGCUCUGUGCCCCUGAUGUCAGAGUGCUUGGGACCCUGGGGCUAUGGGACCAACACCUCCAGCCCUGCUCUGUGACUGCUCUGGGACCCUGCUGGGGAUGUGCUGGUGCAGGAGGGGCUGGAGAUGAUGUGGGGCCAUGGCAGUGAGAGGGUCACUGGUGUUUGCUGCCUCCUGCCCUGGCUCCCACCACAGGACUCAUUAUUGAGACGUUUUUGUAAUGGGGUAUGUAAUACCCUCUCCAGAUGUGAUGUAAAUACCAAACUGUGAAAUAAUAAAUUAAUUUUAAUCUC